Messenger RNA from Melospiza georgiana, 1549 nucleotides. RefSeq names its product aldo-keto reductase family 1 member B7-like. The transcript has 10 exons. The record is from RefSeq and is a predicted model, not a curated record. Lineage: Eukaryota; Metazoa; Chordata; Aves; Passeriformes; Passerellidae. Gene Ontology annotation, cellular component: cytosol. Bases 157 to 1110 code for a protein of 317 amino acids. Gene Ontology annotation, molecular function: aldose reductase (NADPH) activity.
AGCCUCCCUGCAGCCUCAGAGGCUCUCGGGCAUCCCAUCCCAUCCCAUCCCGUGUGUGCGGCCGGUGACGAGGCGGGGAGGGACGAGGCGGGGCCGGGCCGGCUCCGGUGCUUAUAGCGGCUCCGAGCGACGGACGGACAGACGGACAGCGGCACCAUGGCCAUCCCCUGCGUGGAGCUCAGCAACAAGAUGAAGAUCCCCGCCCUGGGGCUGGGCACCUGGCAGGCUCCUCCGGGAAAGGUGGAAGAGGUGGUGAAGUUUGCCAUCGAUGCCGGCUACCGCCACUUCGACUGCGCCUACUUCUACCAGAACGAGAAUGAAAUCGGGAACGCGGUGCAGCAGAAGAUCAAGGAGGGAGCUGUGAAACGGGGAGACCUCUUCAUUGUCACUAAGCUGUGGAACACCUUCCAUGAGAAGUCCCUGGUGAAGGUAGGGUUCCAGAAGAGCCUUGCUGCCCUCCAGCUGGACUACCUGGACCUCUACCUGAUGCACUUCCCCAUGGGAUUCAAGGCUGGUGAAGAGCUGCAUCCCCUGGAUGACAAGGGGCACAGUGUUCCCAGUGACACAGAUUUCCUGGACACCUGGGAGGCCAUGGAGGAGCUGGUGGAUGCCGGCCUGGUAAAAGCCAUUGGAGUCUCCAACUUCAACCAUGAGCAGAUUGAAAGAAUCUUGAACAAACCAGGACUGAAACACAAGCCUGUAAUGAACCAGGUGGAAUGCCACCCAUACCUGACCCAGGAGAAGCUGGUCAAGUACUGUAAAUCCAAAGGGAUUGCUGUGACAGCCUACAGCCCCCUGGGCUCUCCUAACCGCCCGUGGGCUAAACCAGGGGAGCCCACACUUAUGGAUGACCCCAAGAUUAAAGACAUUGCAGCCAGACAUCACAAAAGCCCCGCCCAGGUGCUGAUCCGCUUUCUGGUGCAAAGAGACAUCAUUGUCAUUCCCAAGUCUGACAAACCUCACCGUGUUGAGGAGAACAUGAAGGUAUUUGAUUUUGAACUGUCCAAAAAGGAGAUGGAUGUCAUCCUCAGCUUUAACAGGAACUGGAGGGCAGUUCCAGUGACCCAAGCUGUCAACCACAAGGACUACCCAUUCAAAGCAGAGUAUUAAAUGCAGGUGGUUCCUGCAGGACCUCCAUUUACCUCCUUCCAGAUUAGAUGUGCUCUGCAGCUUCAUCUUAAUUUCUUCUUUUGUACCUGAUAAUUGUUGUGAGCAGUUAUUUUUUCCUCCUUUUUUUUAAGGAGGAGACCACUAACUGAUAUAAGAAUGCAGCAAUAAGGGUGGGGUUUUUGUAAAGAUGCUUAACUUGAUUAGUAGUAAAAAGACAAUGCCUUUUCCUUUUCCUUCCUUUUUAUCUGGGUAAUUAGAGACAUACUUAACAAAAAACCAGAGACUUACAUGAACUUUUUAUAUGCUACUUCCAGUGUAGUCAGUCAUACUGGCUCAUGAGUCACUGCCAAAGAAUGCUCUAAUUACAUUGCUUUUUUAAUAUAUUUGUGAUUUUCAUAGAGUAUUUCUAAUGCUUUAAAUUUUUAUAUGAAUAAAGUUU